Molecule: messenger RNA, 1314 nt
Organism: Penicillium brevicompactum
Lineage: Eukaryota; Fungi; Ascomycota; Eurotiomycetes; Eurotiales; Aspergillaceae
Product: splicing factor ESS-2 family protein
Exons: 1
Coding region: 1-1314 (437 amino acids)
Cellular component (GO): catalytic step 2 spliceosome
Source: RefSeq, a predicted model, not a curated record
AUGCCACCUCCCCCGUCGCAAGAGCUGGCCAAGCGACCUGCUGGCCAGCUCAUGCCCCCUCCGCCCCCACCAAAGCGAAUCAAACGACCCGCAACGGUUCUGGAGGAAGAUGCCUACACUAGCAGCGUGUCCCACAUCAUCGCCCGCGACUUUUUCCCCGGAUUACUCGAAACACAUGCCAAGCAGGAAUAUCUGGAUGCUAUAGACUCCAAAGACAAAGAAUGGAUCUCAAGCUCCAAGAAGAAGCUGGCAGAUGUCAUGCGUACCCCUACGCCAGGGUCAAACGCCCGGCGAAAGAGAGACACGACACCCGCAACUCAUUUCGGACGACCCCAAGACACCCCUCACGCUACCCCUCAUGGAUGGGGAGGCGAUACACCGAUGUCAGUGGCAUCACAUACGAGCACAGUGACAGAAACACCAACACCACCUGCACCUGAUGUGUCGAAUAUGGGUCUCCUCGGCUUCCAUUCAAAGUACACAAGUGACGACAACGAAUCCUUCUAUAAAGUUGUGGACAAACAAAACGAGAAAAAACGAGAAAAAUACCCCUGGCUCUGGAAUGAUAACAAGAUCCCCUCUGCCCGCCAAAUCGCACACAGUCAACAAGAAACAAAGCGCAUCACAGCCGCAGGCGGCAAUCCGGAGAUGAGCGUGGUCCCAAUCAAGACGGACCUCAACGCCCGUCCAGCAAGGCCAGACGCCUGGAAAUCUCGUCCGGAUAAUACCCUCAUGUUCCUCCCAUCUUCGGUGGAAGAUACCCAUGAAACCCUCAGCCAAAAAGCAGAACGCACCUCUCGCGCCGCCCCAAAGCAAACCCUCUACCACAACACAAGGCUCCCAGACCCAGAAGCCACAGCGGCAGCCAAUGCCAUCCCUCCAUCACCUUCAAUAUCAGCUAUCCAAGACGCAAUCGCCGGCCGACCACGCCUCGAAGAAUCAGAGGUAUACACAGGCAGCGAGACGCCGCGUGUGAACGGCUACGCAUUCGUCGAAGAAGACGAGCCCGAGCCCGAGCCCACUAAAGACGACGAGAUAGACUGGCGUCUCCUUGGCUCUGGCUCUGCAGAGCGAAAUCCCUUCCAGCUGGCUGAGACGGGCAAGCGCGAAGCACUGCACCACCGGAUGGUCGAUCGCGUAGCGAGGAAUAAGCGCGCUGAAAAAGCCGCUCAUAGCCAGACGCCUGUGGCUACACCUUUUAGACAUAGAGGCGCUACGCCUGGGAAGAUGCUUACGCCUGCAGCGCAGAAGUUAUUGCAUAGGGUUGGCACGCCCAGGGCGAAACCGAGGGUGGAUUGGUCGCCUAGGAAAUAA